Penicillium verrucosum is the source of this 231-nucleotide messenger RNA. RefSeq lists its product as uncharacterized. Bases 1 to 231 code for a protein of 76 amino acids. The record is from RefSeq and is a predicted model, not a curated record. The transcript is spliced from 2 exons. NCBI's taxonomy places the organism in Eukaryota, Fungi, Ascomycota, Eurotiomycetes, Eurotiales, Aspergillaceae.
AUGAGUUCCAACAAAAAUUCGUCGUCUGACUUCCUCACAACCAAAACCUCCGGUCCCACUACCCAAGGCACUACUCCCCACGGCCACAAUGAUGCCUCGCAGAUUUCUUUACUCGCCUCCAAUUCCGAGUCACAGAAGGGUUCCUCAUCUAUGUUGAAGGCGUGGAUGAAUGCCCCCAGCUCGUCGGAUCCAUGGUCAUCGACCAAAGCCGCCUAUUUCCCCCAACGUUAG